AUGGCUUCCAGGAUUCGCGAGUACUUCUCCAACAGCUACCGGCCCGGCGAGCGCAUGCUGGUGCAGAAGAUUGACUUUUUCAUCCUCACCUUUUGCUGUCUCAGCUACUUUAUCAACUAUCUCGAUCGCUCCAACCUCACCAAUGCCUACGUCUCGGGCAUGAAGGAGGACCUUGGUUUCGUGGGCAACCAGCUCAACGAGAUCAACACCUGCUUCACCGUCGGCUACGUCAUUGGCCAGGUGCCCUCCAACGUCGCGCUGCACCACAUCAAGCCGCGCUUCUACUUCCCCACCAUGAUGCUGCUCUGGGGCGGCCUCACCAUGGUCACGGCCUCCGCGCACAAGCCGCAGGCCAUCAUGGCCAUUCGCUUCUUCCAGGGCAUCUGCGAGGCCUCCACCUUUGUCGGCACCCACUACAUCCUCGGCGCCUGGUACACGGAGCGCGAGCUCGGCAAGCGCAGCGGCAUCUUCACGUCGUCGGGCCUGGCCGGCACCCUGAUCGGCGGCUUCAUCCAGACGGGCAUCUACAAGUCGCUCAACGGCCGCCACGGCCUCGCCGGCUGGCGCUGGCUGUUUAUCAUUGACGGCCUGCUGACCGUGCCCGUCGCCCUCUACGGCAUCUUCCUGUUCCCCGACACGCCGCACAACACCACCGCGUUCUACCUGACGGACGCCGAGCGCCGGCUGGCGCGCGAGCGCGUGCCGCUCGAAGAGCAGGCGCACGAGGCGCAGCCCAAGUCGGUCAAGACGGUGCUCACGAUUGCGCGGCGCGUGCUGACGUCGUCGUACUGGUGGGGCUUUGUCGGCCUGUGGACGAUUGCCGGCGAGGUCGAGUCCUUUAGCAGCAACGGCCUGCUGUCGCUGUACAUGAAGAGCCACCCCUACGUCAAGUACACCGUGUCGCAGCUCAACAACUACCCGUCGGGCGUGCCCGCCGUCGGCAUCGCCUCGACGCUCUUCUGGGCCACGCUCACCGACAUCCUGGGCGGCAAGCGCUACCUCGUCGGCUACUGGAUCGGCCUCACGGGCAUCGCCACCUCCAUCAUGAUCCUCGUGGCCGCGCGCCACCCGCUCUCGUCGCACUCGUCGGCCGUGACGUUUGCCGCCUACUACUGGGCCGGCAGCGUCUACGCCUGCCAGGCCACCUUCUUCGCCUGGUGCAACGACGCCAUGCGCUACGAGGACGCGCUCUUCCGCGGCAUCGUGCUGGCCGGCAUGAACCUGGGCAACAACGCCGUCAACGCCUGGUGGAGCAUCAUCUUUUACGGCGCGUCGUACGCGCCCUGGUUCAACCGCGGCAUGUGGGCCAUGAUUGCCGUGUCUAUUGCCUUGAUUGCCUGGGUCACCGGCCUCAUCUGGGUCGUGGCCCGCCUCGACAAGAGGCGCCUCACCGAGGCGGCCGUGGACGAGGACGUCGACCGCACCAAGAGCCUCGACAUGAACGAGAAGGCGGCUCUGUAA
Sporothrix brasiliensis 5110 is the source of this 1461-nucleotide messenger RNA. RefSeq names its product MFS transporter, ACS family, pantothenate transporter. Gene Ontology annotation, biological process: pantothenate import across plasma membrane. The coding region runs from base 1 to 1461 and encodes 486 amino acids. Gene Ontology annotation, molecular function: pantothenate transmembrane transporter activity. NCBI's taxonomy places the organism in Eukaryota, Fungi, Ascomycota, Sordariomycetes, Ophiostomatales, Ophiostomataceae. The record is from RefSeq and is a predicted model, not a curated record. Gene Ontology annotation, cellular component: plasma membrane. The transcript has 2 exons.